AAUUUUCAGAACAUCAUGCGCGCUAGCGUAGCGCAUGGAAAAAUUGGGUCGAUCUGCGAAAGAUGGCGGCUACUGCGUGGUGUGUGUGAAAAAGAUUCGUGGAUAGAUUUUGUCUGUAAUUUUUACUAAAACAUGACAAGAUAUGGGAAAGCCUAUUUGCACGUGUACGGCGCUACUAUAUGCGCAAGGUUCGUAAUGUUGAUGAAUGUUCAGUUUUCAUGUUUCCUAUCCGAGUAAAAGACGUUUGUUUACGAUAAAGUUUGUAUAAUACUUCAACGCGAAGUGUUACAAGGGAUAAAGAAACCCUAACUCAGACGAGACUGGAGAUUAAGUGUUGCCGGACUUCGGCCCGGUAAGAAGAUCAGUAGAGAUGCUGAAGCAAUUGCAGAUGGGGAUGAGAGCUUUCCUCUUGAUGGCCUCCCGAGUGUGGACAUGCGUCUUCUUUCUCCUCAAGAAGCAGGUUAGAGCCGUAUAGUUAAAAGAAAAAUAUUAGUAUUGGAUUUAGAUGAAACAUUAAUUCAUUCUCAUCAUGAUGGAGUGGCAAGGCCAACAGUUAGGUUUGGUACGCCACCAGAUUUUAUUCUUAAGGUAUGAACUAGUGGUUUUUACUGCUUCCAUGGAAAUUUAUGGAGCAGCUGUUGCAGAAAAAUUAGAUAACAACAGAGGUAUUUUAAGAAGAAGAUACUAUAGACAACAUUGUACACCAGAAAUGGGUUCCUAUACUAAAGAUCUGUCUGCAAUUUGUUCAGACUUAGCUUCAGUCUUUAUACUUGAUAACAGUCCUGGAGCCUACAGGGCUUAUCCUCGUAAGUAUUAACAGCAUGCAUUCUCAAUGCAAUAAUAAUAAUAUUUGCUUUUAUAAUGUAGUUGUCUGAUUUAACAUGAUUUCAUAAUUUUUUAAUUUUUUUCAUAUAUGUCGAAAAUAAUCAUAUAUCAUAAAACAGUUCAAUGUUGUGUAUGAUACGACAAUAAUUGUCUACAAAUUAUUAAAUUAUUGCAAUUCAUACAAGAAACAAGUGAAAAUAUAUAUAUUAACUUGUGUAUAUAUUUACAUAUAGGAUUAUUUUUAUAUGUUUAAUACCAUUGUUGUAUCAUGUACUAUGUAUCCUGUAGUCAGAACUUGCUUACAUGUGCACAACUAUGUGUAGUGGAAUAAUUCAACCUUGAUCUAAAUUAAAUAUAUUGAGUAAAUAUUUCCUGAUCUCAUUACUCAACAAAUUUUAAUCAAAUUCAUACAGAAAUUAUAUUCAUCAAUAACAUUCUACAAAUACAUUCUGAUGUUCAUGUGUUUUAAUAAUUAAAGAUAUAUUUAUUAUUUAAUGAUUGUAAUAAUUAAAAUUUUAAAUAUCUUCUUUCAUCUCUUAAAUACAGAAUUGUUUUUGCAAUAUAUUUAUUUAUGAAUUUAUAUUGUCUAUGCGGUCAUAUUGUUCAAUAUCAAUUAUUUAAUCAUUACUAUUUUAUCUUGCAAGAUAAAUAAAACAUCAAAUUAUAAUUUAAAGUAUAAUAUUUAGUAUGUUUUAUAGAACCUGAAUGA
Molecule: messenger RNA, 1534 nt
Organism: Heterotrigona itama
Lineage: Eukaryota; Metazoa; Arthropoda; Insecta; Hymenoptera; Apidae
Source: the annotation of a GenBank genome assembly